UUAAUUUACACUCCAAAACUCUCAAUAAAAAGUUUAGUUAACAACACAAUACUAUCAAAGUAGGCUGCAAGAGCCCAGCUAAUCACGUAGGUCCACUUAGCACAUGUCACCACAUCCGUACUUCCUGGCCGCAGUCCAUGUAACACAUUACGUCACUCGCGUCACAGGCGCGGCCGCGUUAUCUCUAACCAAAUUAGCACCCACUUUCCACUCAACUAUUAUAAGACCGUCGCACUGUACCUUUCACUCAGUUUUCAGCGCGCCGUCCGACGGAUAUCCGGCCAAAAUGUUGAUUAGAUUAUUGCUAAUAUCUGUGGUUUUGUGCGCGAUGAUCGAUUUUUCACAAUGUGAUAGAGGACGUUGUAAGACUUGCCGUUUCAUACCGUAUAAAAGAAUCAAGCGUGGGAAGUAUCCGGGACCGCCGAAGAGAUACUACAGCCGGCCGCCUGUAAGCUUCCCAUACAUAGGAGCAUUUUCCUACACUCCACCACCGAACUACAUGGCAGAAGAUGAUGAGCCUCGCCCAGGACCACCGUCACCGUACAAGGUUAGUAAGAGACCCUCAAACGACGGUUUGGGAGACGAUGAAAUUAACAAUCUAAUGAAACAUCUAACUAAACAAGACUUGGACAAGAUCAUAGAAUUUGCACAAGAAAAACAAAGGGAAGAAAGACCGUAUCCUAAUUCAUUGGAUAAUUUCAGUAAUCAAUACAACAAAUAUCCCAAGAAAAGGGAAGAAAUCGAUAUCUAUAAAGCAAAUAACGACGAUUUUAAGGCAUUCGAGCAAUUUGAAAAAGAAGUUUCUUUUCCUCAAAGAGAGGAAACAACUUUCAAAUACAAGGACAACAUACCGCCUGCAGAAAAAGAAAAGAAAUACACCUUCAAUGGUCCAUACAUAGAUCAGAAACCGUACGAUAAUUACGCGACAGAAGAACCUGAAAAUUACGUUGUUAAAUCGCGUGUAGUAUACCAGAGCGACGGAACAAAACAGUUUGAAAACCAACAAACCACUUUUAAUAAGCAAGAAUAUUUUGGCGCUAAUCAAAACGGAGAUAGCAAUGACAAGGAAUAUUUGCCGAAACCAUCUAACUUAAGAGAUCAUUACGAUGGUUCGUACACUGACAACGUGCCAAACGUUGUUAAACCCGAGGCCAGUGCGUAUAAAGUGGAAAACUUCGGCGACUUGCCGCUUAUGAAUUAUAACUCAAAGUUAGACACAGUUAGUUCCUAUCAUGUGCCACAUUAUACGAUCACAACGCCAACGAAAUACCGGGGAACUGUAUCAACAGAUUCUUCAUCUUCAGUAAAGGCUCCACCACUUGAACCAGCGCCGCCAAUCUCAGCGGCGAAGGAACAGAGCGAUGCCCACUUGAAGGCAGUGAAGAUCUGGUCCCAUAAAUCCAAAGGGACAGCUUACACGCUACAUAACGAUGGAACAUUGUCUUUGGAGCUGCCUUCCCGACCGAAGGGAAGCUAUGAUUCUUAUUGAAGAGUUCUUGUACCAAAUAUUGUAAAUACUUAGGGUAGAUAUUACAUACUGAUAGAUUUAGAGGCACUAUUUAUGUAAUCAUAC
Molecule: messenger RNA, 1573 nt
Organism: Manduca sexta (tobacco hornworm)
Lineage: Eukaryota; Metazoa; Arthropoda; Insecta; Lepidoptera; Sphingidae
Exons: 2
Coding region: 104-1489 (461 amino acids)
Source: RefSeq, a predicted model, not a curated record